Molecule: messenger RNA, 2822 nt
Organism: Penaeus chinensis
Lineage: Eukaryota; Metazoa; Arthropoda; Malacostraca; Decapoda; Penaeidae
Product: serine/arginine repetitive matrix protein 2-like
Exons: 4
Coding region: 66-2309 (747 amino acids)
Source: RefSeq, a predicted model, not a curated record
CGCUAAAAGGAAGAUCGAACGGAUCGGGACACCGCCUUUGCAACCCGGAGACGUCGGCGGAGAAAAUGGCUUCGCGCGGCUUGAUUUUCCUCUUUUGUGCGGGAACGACUUACUUUUUCCUCUUCCAGUUCUUCCAGGCGCUGAGAUCGGAGGGGACGGACGGAAGCCAUGAAGGAUAUCAUCAGGCGCUGAAUGACGCAGACAGGGAGAUAACAAGAGAAAAUGAGGACGUAAAGCAGGCGGUGAGGACGGUGGAGAUGGACAGAAGCCUUGAUCAAUAUCCCCAGGCGCUGAGUGACGUAGAAGAUGAAAUAGAAUGGGAAAAGGAGGACGUAAAGCAGGUGAUUAGUGGCACAGAAGAGGAAAUAACAGCAGAGAAUCAGGACAUUCACAUACAGUCCCAAAUAAAAGAACAUGAAUAUCGUGGGAAAAUAGAGAAGGUGACAGAAGAAGUUACGGAAGGGGAAGUUCCCGGUUCGGACCAUACGAAAAGAAGUGAAGUUAAUGCCAGUACACUCAUUGAGCUGAAAGAGGUUUCAAAGUCAACUGAAACCAAACCACCUGAGAAAACAGUUGAGGAAAAAGUAGACAAAGAAGUUAGCGGUCUGGAGAAAACAGAUGAGAAAAGUGUACCUUCUGAAAUCCCGAAAGAGGAGAAAAGAUCACUAGAAGGCGUGAUACCAUUGGGAGGGAGAGAAAGAGAAACUACCUUACCGAAAGUGGAAGAGACAAGAUCCCCUGGAUCAUCUGAGGCGAAGAAAGAAACUCAAAAGUCUCAACCUCAUGAAUCCAGAUGGAAGAAGCCUAAAGAAAGCCCUCGUCCUUCUGGAAUCAAGAAAAAGGUAGCCGCCAGAAGAUAUACAUUACCUGGUGCCAGAGUAUCAGGUGAGACACUCAUUCCUGUGAAACCAACAAAGAAAAUUAAAACAGGAAUUGAGAUGCCAUUGAAAAAGAAAGAAGGAAAAUCUACACUACCUAAGGCAGACGCUAAAAAGGCAAGCAGACCUGGUCCGUCUAUAGCGAAGGGAAAGACAGGGAAACCCCAACCUCGUAAGUUCAAGGGAAGAAAACCAAAGUCUUGGCUGCCGCGGCCCAAGGGCAAUAGGACCAGGAAACAAGGAUCAUCUAUGAUGAAGAAAAGGACAGAAAUGAAAGGCAGACAAUCUAAGGGAGCCAGAAAGGCAAGGAAAACCGGAUUACCUGAGGCGAAAAAGAAGACGAAGUCUCAACCUCCUCAGUUCAAGGGGAAAAAACCCAGAAAGUCUUUGGAAGCUCAGUUCAAGUCGAACAAGACAAGAAAGCCUAAGAAGAAGAAAAUGACAGGGAUCGUCCGACCUUCUGAAAUCAAGGAAACUAGUGCCAGAGUAUCUGGUGAUACACUCAUUCCUGUGAAACCAACAAAGAAAAUUAAAACAGGAAUUGAGAUGCCAUUGAAAAAGAAAGAAGGAAAAUCUACACUACCUAAGGCAGACGCUAAAAAGGCAAGCAGACCUGGACCAUCUAUAGCGAAGGGAAAGACAGGAAAACCCCAACCUCGUAAAUUCAAGGGAAGAAAACCAAAGUCUUGGCUGCCGCGGCCCAAGGGCAAUGGGACCAGGAAACAAGGAUCAUCUACGAUGAAGAAAAGGACAGAAAUGAAAGGCAGACAAUCUAAGGGAGCCAGAAAGGCAAGGAAAACUGGAUCAUCUGAGGGGAAGAAGAAAACAAAGUCUCAGCCUCCUCAGUUCAAGGGGAAAAAACCCAGAAAGUCUUUGGAAGCUCAGUUCAAGUCGAACAAGACAAGGAAGCCUAAGAAGAAGAAAAUGACAGGGAUCGUCCGACCUUCUGAAAUCAAGGAAACUAGUGCCAGAGUAUCUGGUGAUACACUCAUUCCUGUGAAACCAACAAAGAAAAUUAAAACAGGAAUUGAGAUGCCAUUGAAAAAGAAAGAAGGAAAAUCUACUCUACCUAAGGCAGACGCUAAAAAGGCAAGCAGACCUGGACCGUCUAUAGCGAAGGGAAAGACAGGGAAACCCCAACCUCGUAAGUUCAAGGAAAGAAAACCAAAGUCUUGGCUGCCGCGUCCCAAGGGCAAUGGGACCAGGAAACAAGGAUCAUCUACAAUGAAGAAAAGGACGGAAAUGAAAGGCAGACAAUCUAAGGGAGCCAGGAAGGCAAGGAAAACUGGAUCAUCUGAGGGGAAGAAGAAAACAAAGUCUCAGCCUCCUAAGUUCAAGGGGAAAAAAAACAGAAAGUCUUUGGAAGCUCAGUCGAACAAGACAAGAAAGCCCGGAUCAUCUAAGAAGAGGAAAAUAGCACAAGGAAAGUAAGCAUUAAUAUUUCCUGUGGAACCACUCGAGAAAAAUGAAACAAGGAUUUAAAUAGCACUGGAACAGAAGGAACGGAAAUCUGCAUUACCUAAGAUGGAAAUCCGAAAGACAGAGAAACACAAGAAAGCUUUAGUUAACUAUGCUCAGAGCAGAGAAGACAAUAGUACUUAAUUCAUCAAAGAUAAAGGGGACAGAAAAACCUGCUCAAAUCAAGAUUAAAACUGAGAUGAGAUCUAAGAAAUGUUAUAGACCAUUCCUCAGAAAGCGGUUAAGUUACAUCUACACAAAUUACAAAUUUCAUGUUAUUAGGUCCAAAUUAAAAGCUAUAUUCUUUAGACUAAGUUCAUAGGUACAUAUUGAAAGGUUAGAUUUCACUGUAUGGUUUCAGUUUACUUUUCACAGUUUGGAUAACUCUUUAAUCUUUGGGAUUGCAUUAUGUGGAAUAUUUUUUUUUUUUCUAAUGGAAUGUAUUUAUAUUAUGGGAACACAUCUUAUUUCUAAACAUUUGCAUUA